Messenger RNA from Trichoderma harzianum CBS 226.95, 8660 nucleotides. RefSeq lists its product as hypothetical. The record is from RefSeq and is a predicted model, not a curated record. Bases 323 to 8194 code for a protein of 2623 amino acids. The transcript has 7 exons. Gene Ontology annotation, biological process: protein deubiquitination. Gene Ontology annotation, cellular component: cytosol; nucleus. Lineage: Eukaryota; Fungi; Ascomycota; Sordariomycetes; Hypocreales; Hypocreaceae. Gene Ontology annotation, molecular function: cysteine-type endopeptidase activity; cysteine-type deubiquitinase activity.
CGUCCCUCCAAUGCCGAUUUGGCUUGAUCGCGAGUUGCAACCACUAUUUUUUUCUUCCGGGAUUGAUAUUGGGGUUGAUGCAUCGGUCUGGCUCUCCAGAUUGCUUGUCCUCCAUCUCCAUCUACGGUGCAUAGCUGCAGCCUCUCUCAUCCCUGUCACAGUCACAGUCACGGCCCCGAUGCUCAUGCUUAUCUCAAUCUCGCCGCACUCAUCCUCUCACACAUGUUAAUUUUCUGUAGCUGCCGCCCAGACGGCCCUCGCGUCGCCGUGACGUCUUUGGACUUCCAGGCUUCGUGCUGCAUCGAUCCCGCACACCGGCCAGAUGGGUUUGGCUCCAGCGACGUCCGAGUUUCCGGGGCCCAAGGCCUCUCCUGAGCCAAGCUCGACCCGGCCGAAUCCCUUCGACGACAGCGACGUCUCUUCCCGCAAGCGCCGGCGCACGUCUGCCUCGGGCUCGGGCUCGGGCUCGCCAUCUGCAUCGGUCGAGACAGGCGUCUACCUGUCCGACUCGGGCUCGAGCCCAUUCUACACCACGGUCAACACCAUCCCUUCCCUUGACGGCACCGUCCAGCCCAGCCAGGAAUCCAAACAGCCUCGCACCCCGCCUCAGAAUGUCGACUCCCCGACCAUUCCUCCCGACCCCCCGACGUCGAGCCGAGUCACUACUAUUAAUCUUAGAAACCCGCCGUCGAGAGCAUCAUCAGCAUCUCCUACCCGUAUGCGAUAUUCCCCUACUGCCCCCGUGCGCUACGUCUCUCCAUCAACAUUUCGAGAAGCAACCCCAGAAGAGGACAAGGCCAAGAAGAGCGUCGAGGAAGCUGAGCCUGAUGUAACCACAAAUACCGAUGGCGGUCCACGAACUCCGCCCACAGGCUGGCGCGCCUCCCUCAGCCCGCCUAUUGAAGAGCUGUUCCCUGCCGAUCAUGAGAUGCCAGACCAGGCAGGGAUCGAACUGGCCGCCGACACAUUCAGCCCCCUCGAUGCUAGCAAUCCUCCUCCUCCUGUAGACCCUACCAUGCAGUUUCCUUACCUUGAUUCAGAUACUCUACCAGAGACUGUGAACCGUCUACGUCAAUUCCUAUCCGAACAGCCACCCAUAGAGCAAGAAAUGGGCAUCUGUGAGCAACUCCGGGUGUGGUUAGACCUAUUUGUCGAGUUCGCAAAGGCCAGAGACCCGGAAGUCAUCUGUGAGUCGGCUUACAACAACAGAGCCUUUUGGCAAUCGUUCCUGGGUCUCUGCGCUCUUAUUAUAAACAAAAACCUCUCCCCUUCAGCCCCUCCGAGGCUGCCAAUCCUACAGAGAUUGGCAUUGACGCUGUCCCACUCUUUUGUUGCGCUCACGGCGCAGUUUGUAAUCGUCGAUUUCCAUACAGUCCGCGACUGGCAAAUCGAUGCUUUGCAAACUAGUUCCGAAGCCCCGCCAUUGAUUUCUCUGGACUAUCUUCGACAGUUCCAUCAGUUGGCGCAGCGCAACAACCUCGGAGUCGGCAACGAUCCUGGCUCGCCUAAUGUUGCUUUGUUGGGCAGACCAAAUUUAGUUGCAUAUUUCACACGACAACUGCAUGACUUUGCUAGAGGGGUCAUCAAGUCUCUUUGCGUCUUUGCAACGCGCCUCAUCGAAAUCGUACAAGCAUUACCGAGACUGGUCAAUAUUCUUACGCCCAUAAUUCAAAUUCUCACAGACUGUCUGAAUGAGUCUUAUCGAACUUCGCGCCGAAGCACACUGGAUGAGGCCGCUGCCAGGUCAGAUCUGAUCCAUGUCUACAGCAUUUGGGGAGAUUUUUCGACGCUAUUACUCGCAAUCAUUGAAAAGCAUGUGGGAACUCUGAGCAGUGAUGGGGUUCCUGUACAAAUCGCCGCAUUGGCGGAUUUGCUCAAACUUUGUCUUCUAUGUGAUGACGAGGGAAAUAUCACAAUGCUCAACGAGUACAAGGCAAAGUAUCCGGACCUUGAAGGACCGCUAGUUAUUGAUGCCAUUGUAUGGGGGUGGAAAGUGGGCAUCCUUGAGAAGCUGAUUCGAUCUGGCCAGAUGCAGCUACGGGUCAAUUCCGUUUCUACCAUGUGUUCUGACCUCGUCACUGCUUGGAAACGACACGGCCUUCAAAGUGCUGUCCCAAACCGCCGUUACACCGACCACCUGGGCCAUAUCCUUCUCCAAACAAAUCUGGUAGAUUACAUUCUCGGCCCAACCUGUCAUCCGGAACUUAUUACUGAGAGCUCCAACAUCAUUGGAUAUUUGGUUGUUACUAAAAUGUACCAGAAGUCGCAUCUCGAUCUUUUGUGGCAGGGAAUUACGGAAAGUCAGGAUCCCCGCGUAGCGAAAGCUGUUGCUAAGAUGACAAACUCAAUCGCAAAUCUUCUCGACUAUCCUGCAAUCAUCUCGAUCUAUGAGAAGCUCCAAGCUCUUCCGCCCAAAGAAUUCAGCCAGGCAAUCAGGGCCGUCUGGGAGACCCUACACACGGAACUAACAUUGCGAUGCAGAGCGGAGGGAAUAACGCUCGGUUUUCUUCCCUAUGACCUCUGUUUGAGAUUGCUAAGACAGGCGUUCUUUUGUUCACCCGCCUCUCAGUCGUUCACCCUUGAAGCGCAAUCAACGCUUAUGGAUAGGUUCAGGGUCCUUUUGCAAUUUGGUCCAGAUAGCCAAGGGCGUCAAGAAUUAUACUCAAGCUGUGUCAAAGAUAUUGCGGACAAGUCACCCACCACACUGGGCAGCUUAUGCUGUUUAUCAAUGGCCAUUCGCCCAAAUAUGGCUGACGAAAUGAACGUUCUCAUUCAAGAGCAUGAUCUUGUACGAUUGCUGGUGGAAGAAUUGGAGCACGCUAUUAAGCUGGCGCGGACUGUCGGUGUCCCUUCGGUGGUCUUCGGACGCUUCAACCUGCCACGAAAAGAAUUCAUUGCCAAUCUCAUUCGCCUCCGACCAGACGCAAUAUCCGAAGAGUUGGGGAAAAAGCUUUGGGAUCUGCUCGUCGGACCAGCUUGUCUUUGUGAUGACGAUAGAAAUUCAGGCUGGGAUAUCUUCAUAGAUAUUGGCCCUGGGAAGGUAUCCAAAAAUCCGUUUCUGCAGCUCUGUUUCUCUCAAUAUUUGCCCAAUCUCCCCUCUUCCUGUUUUGGCCGAGGAAUGCUCCUCUGUGUCAAGAAAAUGGUCCUCGCAGCAGUUAAUAAUGUUGAUGUCGACUGUGACCUUGACGACGAUACGUUUCUAGAGGAAAACGGCAUUGAACAACUCUGGAGAUUUGUUAUGGGCACCGACCAUGCGGCGCUUGCAGAGGAGGCAAUUGGCACUUUGACCGUUGGUGUCUACAUUAAAAGUCCAGUCAUUACGGCAUAUCCCUUUAAUCGAGCCCGUCGCGUUCAAUCAGCUUUUGUCGACCGCUGCUUGGUCCAGUUGAAUGACUCUGCAAGGAAAAUUAAAGCAUCGAGUGAUGGAACCUCGAGCGGCGAAGAUGAACCAAUGGUAAUUGUCGCAACCGAAGAGGAGGUGCAAGAGCAGGAGCGUAUCUUCACCAGAACUUUGCAGCUUCUCCGGGUCUUUUUGGAGUUUCAUUAUACGAAACCCACCAUGUGUGCUCCCGAUUUCCGAUCAAUCUUUUACGAGACGCCAUGCCAAGCUGAAGGGGAUCUCACAACGCUCAAGUACCAGUCUUUUGACGGUGGCCAGGCAACGGAAAUAAAAUCAUUGCGCAUUGGAAAGCUGAACACGGCAGCUCAUCUGUUAUCUAACUUGAAGUUCGAGACCGGCUUCGAUAAUUAUCGUGCGUUUUACAAAGGGCGACAAUUCCUCCCCCUGGCGCAGCAGAUGCGUACGUCUCUAGAAAGGCUACACGUUGAGGAAGGCAUGAUAUUAGUAAGACGCGAGGAAAAUGAUCUUUCAAGCUCGAGUCAAGUCCCGCCUUUUGCAUCACCACUCGAGAUUCAGGUCAUGUCUCACUUUUCGGAGCUCUGGAGCCACCUAGGUAUGGAAGAUAAGAUCGCAAAGGAAAUGUACAGCCUCCUAGUCAAGCUCCACACCGACCGUCACAUCAUCGACUUGUUUGAGAGCCCAACAACCGUGUACACGGAUCUUUUCCCCCAAGGCCAGCCUUACAAAUGUCUAUAUGCCGUCCAAGCGUUUUCCAAAUACAUUGAAUCAGUUCGCUUGGCGGAAUCUAAUAGCGACGAAGUUGGAUGGGACAAGGAUCGUGGAGUCUCCCGAGUCUCCUACAAAGAGAUUCUAAGAACGUCUUCCACCUUGAUCGCACAGGCAAUGUCAGAUGAGAGCCUUCUGGAUCAGAUGAAUCCUGCGUUGCAGAUUGAGAUUAUGGGAGCUUUAAUGCAUACUUUUGUGCAGCUCUUACGGAGCGCACGGGCACUGGCAACAUCGCCUACCGAUUACGAAGUUGCGUAUCCAAAUCCAAGUCGCCUUGUCGACAUCUUGACCGACGCAGUGAAUGGUGGGGAAGGGGAGUCCUCGCUGUCUUUAAUCGACACCACGCUCUCCUCCAUACUGCAACUGUGUCUGAUGCACAGCGUCUUUAUGAACGACCUUGUGAAUCUUCCUUCGUUUAAGAGCAUCCUCCAUAGGUUGAUUCUGUUUGAUUCCCGCUCAGCGGUAAGGAGGCAUGUUGUCGGUAUGAUGAGAAAGGCAGUGGAAAUGGAAGAAGCCGCUAUAAAUGCCUUCCCGGAAGAUGCUAGGCCGCCGUCUCCCCUGAUGCAAUACUUUUGGUUGGUUGCUUCAAACCUUCUCUUGGAAGCAGUUGGUUCUCAUCACCAAUGCCAGGAGUUCUUUGAUGGGCUUGAUUACCUCUUUUGCAGAGGCGCCCAGGCCAUACCUUGCGAGGUCAAUACUCCGCUCUUCGCUGGGCAGGUCUGUGAGCUGCUGCUCAGCCACACCUCGAAGGAACGACUCGAUCAACCAGAUUCGCAGGAUUUUGUGGCAGAUGGUCUGUUGACUCUUCUUCUCCGAUGUCUGCAAAUAGAUAGCACGCUGCCUGCUUCUGCGACAUUACCAGAUGAUCUUGCUGAGACCCUGUUUCAUAUGCACCUCUUCCCACAGCGGCGAAUUCAUCCAGCACAGCCCGUACAAAGGGUGCUGCUGAGAACCGAUACGCGAGCAAAACUGUAUGAAGCAAUUUUCACAUUGAUCAAGGAAAACCGGUCCAGGUUCAGCUCGUUGCUACAGUGCCUCAAUGAUCUUGUCCCAUACUAUUUGGAUGAAGAAGAUGGCAUUGAUCCCUAUAUCUACGAUCUAUCAUACCAGUUUGAUCGCAACAAGGCCAUCAGAAUGCACGGCUAUGUGGGCUUGCGGAAUCUCUCAAACACGUGCUAUUUGAAUUCUUUACUCACUCAGCUCUUUAUGAACACAGCAUUCCGUCGAUUCAUACUCGAAUUCAAAAUUGACGAUUCCGAUGAUUCUCAGCAGUUGCUAUUUCAUACGCAAAAGAUAUUCGGCUUUUUGCAAGAUAGUUACCGCCGCUGUGUCGACCCUGGUCUAUUAGUCGGCUCUAUCAAAACUUAUGAUGACGUCCUAAUUGACAUUCACAACCAAAUGGACGUGGAAGAGUUUUACAGCUUGUUUUUCGACCGGUUAGAGUCCCAGGGUAUGACAGAUGACGAGAAGAAAGCGCUGCGGUCAAUCUACGGCGGGCAGCUUGUCCAGCAAGUCAAGUCGCAAGAGUGUGAGCAUGUAUCUGAACGGCUCGAACCAUUUUCUGCCAUACAGUGCGAUAUACAUGGGAAGAGCACACUGCAGGAAAGCCUACAGGCUUAUGUGCGUGGAGAGGUCUUGGAAGGUGAUAACAAGUACAAGUGCUCCUCUUGCGACCGACACGUCGAUGCUGUGAAGAGGGCAUGCUUGAAAGAAGUACCAGAUAACUUGAUAUUCCACCUUAAGCGAUUCGACUUUAAUCUUCGUACGCAGCAACGGAGUAAAGUCAAUGACUACUUCUCGUUCCCCUCGACAAUCGAUAUGAGGCCAUAUACAAUCGACCACCUCAGUAACCCAACGGAUACGGAUCAGCAAGAGGAUAUGUUUGAGCUAGUGGGCAUCCUUAUUCAUGCGGGCACGGCAGAAUCAGGGCACUACUACUCUUAUAUCCGAGAGCGGGCAUCGACGGUGGACCGUCCCAGCUGGGUAGAAUUCAAUGACGAUGUCGUAACGCCAUGGGACCCGCGUCAAAUGGCGGCCAGCGCCUUUGGGGGUAGCGCAGGCCAGCAAAUGAGCCUUGAUUCCGGUGGCUCAAGCUUUGACAAGACCUACAGCGCCUACAUGUUGUUCUACCAACGCUCUUCAUCCCUCCUUGCAGAGCAAGCCAUACCGUAUAUUCAGGAGGCCAUAACCCCUUUGCACAUUGACACCGACACCCCCCUGAAGCAACAUAUUCUCGAUGACAAUACGGUGCUGCUCAAGCGACACUGCCUGUAUGAUCCCAGCCACGUAGAAUUUGUGCAGCAUUGUUUCAGGCACGCAAAAUUUCUCGAAUAUGCAUCGUCUCCCAGCCCAGAUCAGCCUCAGCCCCAAAGUUCAGAUAAUGGCCCAACAACCGUACCGCCUCACGCAUUAAAAACCCUAGCAAUGGAGAUGGCUCUUGGCCACUUUGACCAACUGGUUACUCGAGUCGAAGGCACACCAAGUUUUGAUUCAUUCGCGGCCAUGAUCCGCUCAGCCGUAGUCGAUUGCGGAGCCUGCGCCUUUUCGUUUUUCAAUUACUUCCAUGUCCAUCACGAGGCCUUUAGGGGCUUGGUGCAACGAAAUCCAGACGCCAACGUCCGUGCCUUUACUGGUUCCACAAUGGCUAUUGUAUUGGGUAAAAUCGCCACUGAGACACCGCAUAUUUACGAUCGACCAGCUACGGUACAGGAUGAUGAUGGGAGCGAGUCUGCAUCCAACUCUUCAGGCCGCGGAGAGUCUCCUCCGAAAUCAUACGUCUUAGAAGAGGUAAUGGCCGCGUUCGACCGUCUUUGGCGAUACUUUCAGUUCCAUAUACGCUCUUGGGAUGAAGUCUUUGGCAUGAUGCUCCAGUUUGCCAUGCUCGGGCCACGGGAGGUUGCUUAUAUGUUGGGGAACGACUUUUUAGUCAAGCUGUUGCGCAUUAUUGCAGCCGAUGCGUCCAUGGACCUGCAACCCAACUACGCAAAAAUGUUGCACAGCAUCUAUCGGCGACCUUCCAACCGUCCACCGCCAUAUGCAUCGAUCCUAAAGCUCAUUAGCUACCUUUUAUCGCAGCUUGAGCCUACACUAGGCGCGCAGUACAUUGUCGACGCGCCAGAAGAACGACUGGCCUUCCGCGAGCCACCGUUUCCCUGGACGUCGGAUGAAGUCCACAUCAUUCACGACCACCCCGAGCGUCAGCUGUCGAGCAUUUUCGUCGAAAAGCUCCUCGCCAUUGAUCAAGCGCGUGAGGCUACCCACAACAUCUUGGGCCGCUUAACAGCAGUGUCGACCCAAAUGGAUCUCAGGGUAUUUAACACGCUACGGAGAAAGCUUCAAGGAGAAUCGACGACGGAGCCGUUGGAUCCAUUCCUGCGAGGCGCCAGCGCUUAUCUGGAAAACACUCUGUCUGCUAACCACGGCCAGACCCUCACACGGCAUAUAGCCGCUCAGGCGCAGAGCCUACAUAGCACUGAAGGCAUGGCGUUUCUGGAGCACUUUCAGACAUCGUUACAUUUGAAGAGAAAAGACGGUUCCAUGGCUCAAAUCACGGCAGCCAAUAGCCUCGAAACUUUGCCAGAUUGGGUACCUCAUCUUCUUGUAAUCCCAGACAGCGAGCUGAGGUACAAUACCGAGCACUUUCUGGAUACAGAGCUCUUCAGCUUAGCGCCCGAGGUCUCUGGAGAAGACACAACAAUGCACGAUGGACGAGAGGCCGUAAGAGAUGUUAUUCAAAGGCUGGGGAUAGCGUGCCUGCUCUACCUCCGCGAUGCACAUAUUAGGCGUCGCAUACUCAUUGGACGUGAGACUGCGAGCGCUGUGGUGCGAGUAGUCAGUAAAUGCGGCGCUUAUUUCAGCGAAAACCCGGAUAGUGACGACAAUGGUGCCGAUUUCAGAAUGCUCCAAAACGAAGUCGUAGGUUCCUUGAGGAGGCUUGUUGUUGAUGAAGAAGUAGAGGAUGAUGGUUCCGACUGGGAGGGUUCUUGUAUCUCAUCAGAUCCGGUGGAUUGCCCGCCAGACCUCGGAGUUCAGCAAAUUGGGGAGCCGGAUGAUGCAAACGCUAUAUGAGGCGUAUACUACUUCCGACAGAAGGGUAGUUUGACAAACUUGCUUGAUUUCGAUAGAGAAGGCAAGUGUGGAGUUUAUGGGGUCCAGGUUGAUGUUUACAGUUCGAUACUGUUUUUUUUCUUGGUCUUGUUUUUAUUUCCUUUCCUCUUUUAUUUUACUGCCGGUCUCAUCAUACACCUUCCUCCCUAUGUCGUUUUUCCUUACCCGGACGGACUAAUCAGGAAACCGCCGUCGCCUGAAACAACAACAGGCCGAUAUAGAAGCGCAUGGGUGAGCAGGUUCUGUAAGACCAUGGUGAAGGAUUUGGGCAUAGCAUUGGGGCGAAAGGCGCAGGGAAAUCCCAGCUCACUAUGAGAUAGCAAUUACGAAAUCACGAACUAGGGCAAGGAGAAGGGUUUGUUUGUUAAUCGCGGCAAGGACUGAAUAGACUGGUAUGAAGCAAUGUUAUACCACUGAUUUCCUCUUU